UAUACAUGCAUAUACAUGUAUCGACGCUAGCAACGUCUCCCGCAUUUUUCAUUUCAAAUACAACAGCGCAACAUUGAAUAUUAAGUAUUAUAUUAUUGCUAUGGGCACUAAAGCAACUAAAAUGGAGGGCACCUACUUGCCAGACACACCGACAUUAAAUAGAUUGCGCCUUGCGGGUACUGCAACUGCUGCUCAACAACCAACAGUACAACUUUCAAUAAACCCUUGCCUUCAAAACAAUGCGUCGCUUGAUCCACGCUCGCCGAACAUCUGUCGCACACCACUAAAAAUAUUGCCAGCUGAACAGCCAGUACGUCAGAUACAACAAGCAGGCAACGAAAAUACUUUUGCGCAGCUGCGUAAGCGCUUGUUGAAAGGUUUUGCUUUAAAUGAUCCGCGUUCGCCGCAACUAAAUCGCACGCCUCUAAUGCUCGACGAUGCUAUUGAUCGCACUUUGAAUAUGGACGACACCUUUGCUGAUCUGUUUGUGGAGACACGUGCUCCAGUUGUACAGCAAGAUUUGCCUGCAGAUAGUCACAACAAUAGCUCGGUGGAGAUUGUUUCGCUACCAUAUGAGCAGGAGGAAACGAUGCCUUGUGAUAUGUUGUUACAACAAUCAACACCAGCACAUACUCAAGAUCCUCGGUCGCCCACUAUUGGGGUAGAGCGUACGCCCAUUAUCUUUUGUGAUGAUGAUGAGAGCGAGGCGCGUGAAACCCAAAUGCUGGAAGAGAUACUGGAAACAUUGACACUCAAUUUAAGCAACGAGAGUAGCAUGGCUUCGUUUGUAAGUGCUACCGAAGAGCUGAUGCUAGACGAUGCACAGGCAGAAACACAGGGAGAGACACAGGCUCAGACGGAGCCACAGCUACAGUCGCAAUCCCGUCUAGCUAAUAAACAUUUGGAACGCGUUCGUCUUGGCAACAAGCGACGCGUCGCACCACGAAAGCCUGCACGCGCAAACAAGUCACAGAUUUAUGUGGAUGCUGCCGAGGGCGUGACAAGUACACCCAAAAGCACGCCCGACUGUCAACAGCGUGGUCAACGAACGCCACUCAGCUGUGUCAACAAGAAUCGAAUGCACUUGCGUUCUCGUUCAGUUGAGAAGGAUUUACGUAAGCCGCAACUUCAGAGCUUCGAUGAUCAUCAAUCAAAUUUGAGUAUGCACAUACUCGAGGGCUAAAUUUCUAUUAAUUAUAACACAACUUGCCUUUAGUUUUUAACAUUUUCCUAUAGCAGUCAACAUUUAAACAACCCACC
Messenger RNA from Drosophila hydei, 1260 nucleotides. RefSeq lists its product as uncharacterized. Lineage: Eukaryota; Metazoa; Arthropoda; Insecta; Diptera; Drosophilidae. The coding region runs from base 101 to 1183 and encodes 360 amino acids. The transcript has 2 exons. The record is from RefSeq and is a predicted model, not a curated record.